AGCGAACAGAAUUUCAACAAAACAUGAGAGACCUCCCAGGAGAGUCAAAAGACCACCAGCUUACGGUGGCACUUCGUAUCCGCCCAAUCAAUGAGGGUGAAAUAGAGGAGGGGGCAACCAUCGUAGCUCACAAGGUGGAUGAUCAGAUGGUUGUCCUUAUGGAUCCCUCUGAGGACCCUGAUGAUGUUCUGCGGGCAAAUCGGUCAAGAGGGAAAACGUACAUGUUCGAUGUGGCAUUUGAUGUAACAGCAACCCAGGAAGAUGUUUAUGUGGCAACCACAAAGAAUUUAAUUGAAGGGGUUAUUUCAGGUUACAAUGCCACUGUCUUCGCAUAUGGGCCAACAGGAGCAGGAAAGACUUACACAAUGCUGGGGCUUGACUCUGAGCCAGGGAUCUAUAUUCGGACCUUGAAUGACCUUUUCAAAGCUAUUGAGGCGAGCAGUGAGGAUAUGAACUGCGCUGUCUAUAUGUCAUAUCUGGAGAUCUACAAUGAGAUGAUUCGUGACCUUCUGAACCCUGCGUCUGGGUAUCUGGACCUGCGUGAAGAUGCCAAGGGUGAAAUCCGGAUUGCAGGCAUUACAGAGUUCUCCACCAACAAUGCAAAAGAGAUAAUGCAGCUGCUCACCAAAGGGAACAAACAGCGGACUCAAGAGCCCACCGCCGCCAACAAAACGUCGUCCCGCUCUCACGCCAUCCUGCAGGUGACAGUCAAGCAGAAGAGCCGAGUGAAGGACAUCAACGAGGAGGUGCGAGUGGGGAAGCUCUUCAUGAUCGACCUGGCUGGUACAGAAAGAGCUUCACAGACACAGAAUCGAGGGAAGAGGAUGAAGGAAGGGGCUCACAUUAACCGGUCUCUGCUUGCCUUGGCCAACUGCAUCAAUGCCCUGAGUGAGAAAGGCGGUAAAGGGGCCCAGUUUGUUAAUUACCGGGACAGCAAACUGACUAGAUUACUUAAGGACGCUCUCGGUGGAAACAGCAGAACAGUGAUGAUCACUCAUAUAAGUCCCGCAAGCACUAAUUUUGAGGAGUCUAGAAACACCCUGAUCUAUGCAGACAAGGCCAAGAACAUCAAAACUAAAGUAAAACGCAAUCUGCUAAACGUCUCCUACCACAUAGCCCAAUACACCAGCAUCAUUGCGGAUCUUCGCAAAGAGAUUGAGAGAUUAAGAGCCAAGAUCGAUGAACAGGGUCAAGAGCAGCAGAAGAAGGGAGAGAAGGCGGACAUACGUGAUGUCCAAGCGGAGGUCCAGCAGCAUUCAGCCCAGUACAGUCGCAGGGAGAUGAGCCGUCUGCGAGAGCAGCUUCUCUGUGCCUUCAGGGAGCAGAUGGAGAUCCGGCGCAGCCUGGUGGAGCUGGAGAAUUGCAACAUGGAGCUCCACAUCGACACCUCCAGGCACCUGGUCACCAUCUCAGACUGGGAAAGGGAGAGGGCCCGAUGUGCAAAGAAGUGGAGAGAGGAGAAGCGCAGCGAGAAGGCAGACAAAGGCAAGGAGGAGCAAGAUGAGGACAGUGGGAGCGAGGAGACGGACUCUGUUGAGCCCCAAGAUGUGGCAGCGGCUCGGGAGGAGAUCGGCACGCUGUUGGCUGAGCAGCGGAAAACCAUGGCUAUAAAGUCAGACCUGGAAGAGAAGCUGGCCAACAUGAAGGUUAAGUCCUCCAAGAUGGAAGAGCUGCUGCCAAAGCGGAUUAACAACGAGGAGCAACGAGAAAUUCUCACGCUCCUUUGCAAGGUGCAUGAGCUGGAGGUGGAGAACACAGAGAUUCAGUCUGCUGUGCUGUGCAAGGAGAACUUGCUGCGCACCAAGGACUUCAUCAUCCAGCGCCACGAGCAGCACCGGGCACUGUGUGAUGAGAUCAUACAGCAGCAGAAAUCCAUUAUUGAAGACCAUCAGAUCCCAGUGCCCCAUGAGCUGGAGCAGCUUUAUAUGUUGUACUUCAGUGAGCUAAGAGAUGGAAGCAUAGACCAAAUUCUCAAACUCCAUACAAUGACAUCCACCAUAAUGAGGAAUGGAUCAAUAUUUGAUGUGGCAAGACAGCUGAAGCUAGGGGAUCUGACUCCUGACAUGGAUAAAGAUGAACUCAGCCCAAGGGUAACUCUCCAAGAGAGCAGGACAGCUGGGAAUAAGUAUCCACCUCCUUCAGCUCCUGCUCGGGAAAGCGACAGCAAUAAGAUAUUCAAAUCCACUUUGAAAUCCCACCAAAUGAAACGGAGUCACAUUCCAUCCACCCCACCUCCAUUAACUCAGCUCACCAAGGACAGCAACCGUCAGGCUGAGCAGGUCAGCCCAGAGACCAUGAAGGAGAUUGUGCUGGACACCAAGAGCAUCUCUCUCAUUGCGGCCAAGCGGCGGUCCCGCAUGCAGGCCAUGGAGUCAGCCAAGCCCCAGUGCACCCCCGCCGCUGCCUCCGUCAAGACAGCCGCCAGCGUGGACAACCUGGUGCUCUGUGUGCCGGAUGAGGCGGAGCCAAAGAGGGCGACGCCGAAGGCUCCUGGGAGCUUGCACUCCAACUCAAAGAAGGACCCGCACAGAGCCAUCUGGAGGAAUGACUCCAUCGAGAGGCGGGCACGGAAGAAGCGAUCCAAGUCCUUCGAGGUGAACUCCAAACGGAAACCCAAGAUCAGCACCUCCAGGAAUCCAGGUCUUGAAAGCAUUUCGGACAACAGACUUGUACAACAUUCACAAAAUGCAAACCAGUUUUUGCAAAAAAAUGUGGGAAAUCCAUCAACACCACCAGCAACCAAGAUUAAAUAUCCCAUCUCUCAUCACACAGGUGAAAGCCAAAUCCAGAAUUUGGAGAUGCGAGGCACCCCACCCAGCACUGUCCACCAGAAAAAUGCAGAGGGAAGAAGAGGUCAGACCAUCCACAAACGAGUCAGAGGCCCUUCAGAAAUUCUAAGCACAAACCAGCUUCUUCUGCAGCCUGGGAAUUUCAAGCGAAUUACCAACGCUAAUGCAAAGCACAAGGGAGCAACUGACAGCAAGAACAAAAGUGAAACCCGCCUCAAAAAAGGAGCCCAGUGA
Molecule: messenger RNA, 3023 nt
Organism: Megalops cyprinoides (Indo-Pacific tarpon)
Lineage: Eukaryota; Metazoa; Chordata; Actinopteri; Elopiformes; Megalopidae
Product: kinesin-like protein KIF19
Exons: 22
Coding region: 24-3023 (999 amino acids)
Biological process (GO): microtubule-based movement
Molecular function (GO): ATP binding; microtubule binding; microtubule motor activity
Source: RefSeq, a predicted model, not a curated record